Messenger RNA from Gastrolobium bilobum, 1197 nucleotides. RefSeq names its product 6,7-dimethyl-8-ribityllumazine synthase, chloroplastic. Gene Ontology annotation, molecular function: 6,7-dimethyl-8-ribityllumazine synthase activity. Bases 190 to 894 code for a protein of 234 amino acids. Gene Ontology annotation, cellular component: riboflavin synthase complex; intracellular anatomical structure. The transcript has 9 exons. NCBI's taxonomy places the organism in Eukaryota, Viridiplantae, Streptophyta, Magnoliopsida, Fabales, Fabaceae. Gene Ontology annotation, biological process: riboflavin biosynthetic process. The record is from RefSeq and is a predicted model, not a curated record.
UGGUUUUCUCCCAAACCAAAAACGCUGCGUUGAAAACUGUUUGAUUUCCAUUUAUAAAAUCAAACCAUGUUUUUCAUCUUUUGCAUCUCACUCCGCCGCGCCGUACUUCGCUGCUCGUCGCAGUCCACUCUAUUUCCGAUAUAUACCGUAUAUACAAGAAGAAGGUGCUCUCAUCUUUAGACCAAAAGAAUGGCUUUAUUUGUUUCUACCGAUUGUUUCCUUCCUAACCAUCAGUCUCGGCUUGGAUUUGUGCAUCGUGAUGGCCAAGAUCGUUCUUGUGGUAGUAGUAAUGUUUUACAUCUUCAAAAGGCUGCUAAAAGCUCAAGGUCUCUCUCAUUUUUGCUUUCUGUGCGAGCUUCUGAUAUUAAGCCACAAGUUGCUGUUCAGAGCAAGGGUCGAUCAUCCUUUUCACAGACAGCAGCUGUGCGGCAUCUUACAGGCUCUGUCACCAGAACCCAGGGACUUCGUUUUGCUGUGGUUGUUGCACGGUUUAAUGAAAUAAUCACCAAGCCGCUCUUGGAAGGAGCUUUAGGUACUUUCAAGAAUUAUUCAGUUCAAGAUGAGGACAUUGAUGUUGUGUGGGUUCCUGGUUGUUUUGAAAUUGGUGCUGUUGCAGCAAGACUGGGAAAAUCAGGCAAAUAUCACGCAAUCUUAUGCAUAGGAGCUGUGAUACGAGGAGAUACAACCCACUAUGAUGCAGUUGCUAAUUCAGCAUCAUCUGGAGUGCUUUCAGCUGGUCUAAACUCAGGUGUUCCAUGCAUAUUUGGUGUCCUAACAUGUGAAAAUAUGGAUCAGGCUCUAAAUCGAGCUGGUGGCAAAUCUGGGAAUAAGGGUGCUGAGGCUGCGUUGACUGCUAUUGAGAUGGCAUCUUUGUUCGAGCACCAUCUGAAGUAGUCAUAAUGUUUGAACCAAUCUUGAAGCGCUUUUGUUGGAACGGCGUGUUGAUCGCUAUUUUCACUUCCAGAUGCUUAUGUUGUAGUUCAAGGGAUAUAUAUUCUCUUAUCUUCUGAAUCUAUCACGGGGUUAAAUAAGCAGAAGAUUACAUUUUUUAUUUUUUUUUUAAAUUAAGUGUCUGUAUUGGCACAGUUGUGGAAUCAAUUUUAUGAAAGUGUCUUUUUGGCGAAUAAUAGCAUUUUAGAAUGACAUCUCUCUCUCUCUCUUACCCAAGUAACAACACCAUUAUUAGCAGGGAGUUUU